AUGGGGCAUAUGGUUGAAGUACUGGAAAAUUCAGUUCAAACGCAGAAUCACUUCUAUCUGCCGCACCAUUCAGUAAUAAAGGCAUCAAGUUUAACGACAAAGGUUCGAGUGGUUUUCGAUGCUUCCGCCAAGAGCGCAUCUGGUGUCUCUCUUAACGACGUUCUGAAAUGCGGUCCUACUGUUCAGCAAGAUUUAUUUUCUAUACUUGUUCGCUUCCGUAAGCAUCAAUUUGUCUUAACUUCCGAUAUAGAGAAAAUGUUUCGGCAAAUCAAAAUCGCAAGAGAAGACUGGGACUUACAAAGAAUUUUUUGGAGAUCCAGUCCUAAGGAAUUACUUCGUUCAUAUCAACUCACUACAGUAACAUACGGAAUGACUCCUGCUUCAUUUCUAUCUACCUAUUGUCUAAUAGAACUCGCGAAAAGUGUCAAAAAGCAAUUUCCGUGCGCUUCAAAAGUGAUUGCCGAAGAUUUCUAUAUGGAUGAUUUAAUGACGGGAGCCGACACCGAGGAUGACUGCUGUCAAGUCAUUGGGACUGCAGUGGAAACCAAUUGCCGACCUAUUUCAAUUUGA
This is a messenger RNA of Metopolophium dirhodum (rose-grain aphid), 570 nucleotides long. RefSeq lists its product as uncharacterized. The transcript has a single exon. The record is from RefSeq and is a predicted model, not a curated record. NCBI's taxonomy places the organism in Eukaryota, Metazoa, Arthropoda, Insecta, Hemiptera, Aphididae. Bases 1 to 570 code for a protein of 189 amino acids.